CCUACUCCCUCCGCGGCCGCCCUGGCCUAACGGCAGCCCGGGUCUAACGGCCGCCCCGUCUAACGGUAGUCCCCGCAGCCGCGCAGCGCGCCGCACUUCCGGGUUGCUGGCCCCACCCAGCGGCCGUGCGUGCGUGCGUCGUCUCUAUGGUAGCGGCGGAUCCGGAGAGACAAAGCUCCUAGAGACAGGCAAGCCGAUUUGGGGCAGCUGGUAUGAAGUCUAGCUGGCCAGGGGUCGUCGGGGAGCCGAGCGGAGGGAGGAUGUUCCGCCGGGAGCGCUCCAUUCCCCUUCGAGGCUCGGCGGCCGCCCUGUGCAACCACCUCAGUGUGCUGCAGCGGCCGGUCCGCAACCUCACACAUUUUGGCGUAGUCCAUGGACCCGGCGCCCAGCUUCUCAGCGCUGCUCCUGAGGGGGUGCCCUUGGCCCAGCGCCAGCUCCACGCUAAGGAGGGCGCUGGCGUGAGCUCCCCACUUAUCACCCAGGUCCACUGGUGUGUCCUCCCUUUCCGAGUAUUGCUGGUACUCACUUCACAUUGAGGAAUACAGGCAAGAAGAGGACCUUCCUGCCCUCCCCAACUAGAGUCUUCUCAACUUCUCCCCAAGGCCCCUAGACCUUUCCCCCAUUUCCCUCUAAACAU
This is a messenger RNA of Vicugna pacos (alpaca), 637 nucleotides long. Lineage: Eukaryota; Metazoa; Chordata; Mammalia; Artiodactyla; Camelidae. The record is from RefSeq and is a predicted model, not a curated record.